Thlaspi arvense is the source of this 3821-nucleotide messenger RNA. The record is from the annotation of a GenBank genome assembly. Lineage: Eukaryota; Viridiplantae; Streptophyta; Magnoliopsida; Brassicales; Brassicaceae.
AAUAAAUUGAGUUUUGAUCAUGGACGUAAUCAAGCGUACACGACGCCACGUGGUUGAACUUACACAAGUUGUCGUUUUGUGACAUAAGGAUAUUCCAGUGUAUCUCUCCACCUUGAGGCUUCUUCCAUCGGCAACAAAUGGAUCAACCUUGAUCCUUCCUUUGGCGACCUUCUUACUUCGAAAUCAUUCAUUCUUCUCUUCUGUUCCAGAAAUUCACAGCGAGUAAGCAAGCAUCAUGGCUUCGCUUGCGGCUCAAAUGAUUCUUCCCUCCGAAAAUGGGUAUAGAGUUUGGGAGGAUCAGACUCUUUUCAAGUGGCGCAAGAGAGACCCUCAUGUCACCUUGCGCUGCCAUGAUUCCGUCGAAGGGUCUUUGAGGUACUGGUAUCAGCGAAAUAACGUGGAUCUCACUGUGUCAAAAUCUGCUGUUUGGAACGAUGAUGCUGUUCAAGCUGCCCUUGAUAGUGCGGCCUUUUGGGUUGACGGUUUGCCGUUUGUCAAGUCUUUAUCUGGUUACUGGAAGUUUUUCUUGGCUCCUAGUCCUGCAAAUGUUCCGGAGAGAUUCUAUGAUGCUGCGUUUCCCGAUUCAGAUUGGAAAGCUUUGCCCGUUCCUUCCAAUUGGCAGUGUCAUGGCUUUGAUCGGCCUAUCUAUACGAAUAUUGUGUACCCUUUCCCGAAUGAUCCUCCUCAUGUUCCUGAAGAUAAUCCUACUGGUUGCUACAGAACUUACUUUCAGGUUCCCACAGAAUGGAACGACAGAAGAAUUCUUCUUCACUUCGAAGCUGUAGACUCCGCAUUCUUUGCUUGGAUAAAUGGCCACCCUGUUGGGUACAGUCAAGACAGCAGAUUGCCAGCUGAAUUUGAAAUAUCUGACUAUUGCUAUCCAUGGGACUCGGGGAAACAAAAUGUUCUUGCCGUCCAAGUCUUUAGAUGGAGUGAUGGUUCAUACCUUGAAGACCAAGAUCAUUGGUGGUUGUCUGGUCUUCAUCGAGAUGUGCUUCUGCUAGCAAAGCCCAAGGUCUUCAUUGCUGACUACUUUUUUAAGUCCAAAUUGGCAGAUGACUUUUCAUACGCAGACAUCCAGGUUGAAGUAAAGAUAGACAAUAUGCUGGAGUCCUCAAAGAAUCUUCUUCUGUCUAACUUCAUCAUAGAGGCUGCCGUAUAUGAUACUAAAAGUUGGUACAACUCUGGAGGAUUCAGUUAUGAACUUUCUCCCAAGGUGGCUAGUUUAAAACUUAAUCUUUCUCCAAGUCCAAUUCUUGGAUUCCAUGGUUAUUUGCUUGAGGGAAAACUGGAUUCUCCAAAUCUCUGGUCAGCAGAACAACCAAAUGUUUACAUACUCGUUAUAACCCUGAAAGAUAAAUCCGGGAAACUCCUUGAUUCUGAGUCAAGCAUUGUUGGUGUUCGCCAAGUAUCAAAGGCCUUUAAACAGCUUCUUGUAAAUGGGCACCCAGUCACGAUAAAAGGUGUAAACAGGCAUGAGCACCAUCCACGUGUUGGGAAGACGAAUAUAGAGUCCUGCAUGGUCAAGGAUUUAAUCAUGAUGAAAGAAUAUAAUAUCAAUGCUGUGCGAAACAGUCAUUAUCCUCAACAUCCCCGCUGGUAUGAAUUAUGUGAUUUGUUCGGCAUGUACAUGAUCGAUGAAGCCAAUAUCGAGACACAUGGUUUUGACCUCUCUGGGCAUCUGAAGCACCCUGCAAAAGAGCCGAGUUGGGCAGCUGCUAUGUUGGAUCGUGUAGUUGGGAUGGUUGAGAGAGACAAAAACCAUGCGUGUAUAAUUUCUUGGUCCCUAGGAAACGAGGCCGGCUAUGGGCCUAACCAUUCUGCCAUGGCAGGUUGGAUUAGGGAAAAGGACCCAUCGCGGUUGGUGCACUACGAAGGUGGUGGUUCCAGAACAGAUUCUACUGAUAUAGUCUGCCCUAUGUACAUGCGGGUUUGGGACAUCGUCAAGAUUGCACUUGAUAAAAAUGAACCACGUCCGUUGAUAUUAUGCGAGUAUUCACAUGCUAUGGGUAACAGCAAUGGGAAUAUAGACGAGUACUGGGAGGCAAUUGACAAUACCUUUGGCCUGCAAGGAGGUUUCAUAUGGGACUGGGUUGACCAGGGGCUAUUGAAGCUGGGGUCAGAUGGCAUUAAGCGUUGGGCUUAUGGAGGGGACUUUGGUGACCAGCCUAAUGAUUUGAACUUCUGUCUGAAUGGGCUUAUGUGGCCUGACCGAACGCCUCAUCCAGCACUCCAUGAGGUUAAGCACUGUUAUCAGCCAAUCAAGAUUUCAUUGACGGAUGGCACAAUGAGGGUAGUAAAUGCUUACUUUUUCCAUACAACAGAAGGAUUGGAGUUUAGCUGGACAAUUAAUGGAGAUGGUGUUGAACUUGGAUCUGGGAUUCUCUCUAUUCCUCUGAUAAAGCCACAGAAUAGUUUUGAUAUGGAGUGGAAGUCAGGUCCAUGGUUUUCUUUCUGGAAUGACUCAAAUGCUGGAGAAUUGUUUCUGACAAUAACUGCCAAGCUUUUAAAUCCCACUCGUUCGCUUGAAGCUGGUCAUAUAUUGUCUUCAACGCAGAUUCCUUUACCAGCAAAGAGACAGAUAAUACCGCAGGCGAUAAAAAAGACAGACUCUACUAUCACUUGUGAAACUGUUGGAGAUUUCAUUAAGAUCAGUCAGCAAGAUUCAUGGGAACUAAUGAUAAAUGUCCGCAAAGGAGCCAUUGAAGGCUGGAAGGUGCAAGGAGUUCUCCUUAUGGAUGAAGCUAUACUGCCAUGCUUUUGGCGAGCACCUACAGACAAUGAUAAAGGUGGAGAGGACUCAAGUUACUUUUCGAGGUGGAAAGCAGCUCAUAUGGAUAAUGUUGAGUUCCUUGUUGAAAGCUGUUCAGUAAAGAGCAUCACUGAUAAAUCCGUAGAGAUAGAGUUCAUCUACCUUGGUUCUUCAGCUUCUGACUCUUCGAAAUCAGACGCCUUAUUCAAAGUCAAUGUGACAUAUACGAUAUACGGCUCUGGAGAUAUCAUCACCAAUUGGUAUGUAGUACCAAAGCCUGAUCUUCCACCGCUACCACGCGUAGGCAUAGAAUUUCACAUCGAGAAGACGUUGGACCGUGUAGAAUGGUAUGGAAGAGGUCCGUUUGAGUGUUACCCAGACCGAAAAUCAGCAGCCCAUGUGGGGAUAUAUGAACACGGUGUUGGAGACAUGCAUGUCCCUUAUAUUGUCCCAGGAGAAUGCGGAGGGAGAACAGAUGUUAGGUGGGUGACAUUCCGAAACAAGGAUGGUGUAGGAAUCUAUGCAUCAACAUAUGGUGGCUCUUCCCCAAUGCAGAUCAAUGCUAGUUACUAUACAACCGGUGAGCUUCAUCGUGCAACGCAUGAAGAGGAUCUUAUCAAAGGACAAAACAUCGAGGUGCAUCUCGACCAUAAACACAUGGGGAUUGGGGGAGACGAUAGCUGGACUCCGUGUGUUCACGACAAGUAUCGGUUUCCACCCGAACCAUAUUCAUUCUCUCUCAGGUUGUCUCCAGUUACUGCAGCCACUUCGGUCUUGGACAUGUACAAGGAUCAACUUCCCUCUUAGAAUCUCUUCUUGCAUAUCAGCUGAAUUAUCUACUACACUAGCAAUGUUUGAUUGCUCAAGUGAAACCUAUUAAACAUAAAACCUUCCGCUUCCAUGAUUUUUCUGUGAUAUCUUUGUUUGUUCUCAACACUAUCUUCUAUUGUUAAUAACCAUACAACACAGAGAUACACUAAUAAAUCAUUUGAUCCCAAAUAUAAUUGGUUAUUCUUGAAAUACCCUCUCUUACAUUUAAAUUAAACCUCUUAACGAAUGCAUCUCUAAC